UGUGGGCCCGGGUGAUCUUCUCAUUGGACUGCGCAAACGAACCUCAACCCCAAUCCUCCAUCACCAUCUGCCUAUGAACACGACGGUGCCCGCCCACAAUUCAUACUUUCCCUCCUCCGUCGACGGUUCCGCUGAUCCUUAGAAGCUGACGAAUCCAAUUGGGUUCAACAUUUCGGGUAAUGUUCGCCAUAAAUCCUACUUCCCUUUUCUUCCCUUCCAAUCCCACUACUGCACGUCAACAAUCCAUCUCUUUCCCCCCCUCCUUCCGCCUCUGCCGUGCCGCGGUCGGAGACGCCUCGCCGGGCCCCUCAUUUUCCCGCCUCUUCAAUUUCCCUUCUCUUUCUGCCACCGAAGCCACCGGCGGCUUUCGACUUGGACAAGAGUACGAUGCCGGAGCUUCCUCCCCUGCUGUCGAUGGACCGGGGAGGUUUGGCAGCGGAAAUGGCAGCGUUAAAGUGAACGCCAUGGAGAAAAAAUGGUCGCGUGAUAGAGAGAGUUAUUUGGUCGAUAAUACCGACGUCCUCCCUCUUCCUAUGACUUAUCCGGAUUCUUCCCCUGUAACGCCGGAGGAGAUCGACCGCCGGCUUCAGUGCGAUCCACAAGUGGAGGAUUGUAAAGAAGUGGUGUAUGAAUGGACCGGGAAGUGUCGCAGUUGCCAGGGGUCUGGAUAUGUUAGCUAUUAUAACAAAAGGGGAAGAGAGAUUACUUGCAAAUGCAUACCUUGCCUUGGAAUUGGGUAUGUGCAGAAGAUAACGGCUCGAAAGGACAUUGAACUAAUGGAGGAUUUGGAUAAUAAUGGACAACCAUUGUGAUUCAGUGCAUUAAUUACUAUCGUUUUGAAAAUACUUCAUCUCUCUCUAACUUCACCUUUGAGGGGUUGUAACUUUUCCCACAGAAGUUAUUUAGAUUAGUCUGUGUAUUGAUGGAUAGGCGGAAUAUUGAACACAUUGGCGAAAUAAAAGUACUGCUAAUUUGGCAGUGAGAUUUAGCUUC
Molecule: messenger RNA, 993 nt
Organism: Benincasa hispida (wax gourd)
Lineage: Eukaryota; Viridiplantae; Streptophyta; Magnoliopsida; Cucurbitales; Cucurbitaceae
Gene: SCO2
Product: protein disulfide isomerase
Source: RefSeq, a predicted model, not a curated record